CCAAUCCUCGGUAUUGGGAGUGUAAUCCGUUUGCUUUCGCUAGCGUGUUUUGAUACUGUACACGGCGUCGGCACUGUGACCUGAAGGGAACCAUCCGUCGUCCUCGAACGAUUCACCUCGAGCUUUCCUCGUGAAAGUAAUUCCCGCCAUAAACAACGCUCGACGAACCCUCACUUCUCCCCUCUUCCUCCUCCCCUUUCACUCCAAUCGACGUUCCAUCCUACAUCUCUCUCUUUUUCCCUUUAGAGAACUCAUCGCAGCUCUUCCGCUCCCCGUUCUGUCGUAUCGCUUUUUGUCUCCCACAAACAUGGCUCCAAUUCGACAGAGAAAGGUUGCCAUUGUAGGAAGUCGUGCUGUCGGUAAAUCGUCUCUCACCGUUCGCUUCGUUGAGGGAACCUUCGUCGAGAACUAUUACCCCACCAUCGAGAAUACCUUUAGCCGUGUCAUCACCUAUAAAGGACAAGAUUACUCUACCGAAAUUGUCGACACGGCCGGGCAGGACGAAUAUAGUCUCUUGAACUCGAAACACUUCAUUGGAAUCCAUGGAUACAUGAUCGUCUAUUCGGUUGCUUCUAGACAGUCUUUCGAGAUGGUCAGGGUCAUCCGUGACAAGAUCCUCAAUCACCUGGGCGCUGACUGGGUUCCCCUAGUCUUGGUCGGAAACAAAUGUGACUUGCAGCCUGAGUGGCGCCAGAUUAGCAUCGAGGAAGGGAAAAAGACUGCCGAGGAGUUCAAUUGUGCCUGGACCGAAGCGAGCGCAAGAAACGACCUGAAUGUUGCAAAUGCGUUCGAAUUGAUCAUUGCUGAGAUUGAGAAGUCCCAGAACCCCAAUCAGCCAACUGGCGGAAGCAAGUGUGUUCUCAUGUAGAACAGCUUCGACAAAGGACGACUCCGUGCUCGGCAGGCGACAUGGGAAGGUGUCACUCUAGGGGAGGAAGGUCGUUUUGACCCUGCACAAGCAUGCGUAACUGUGCAUACUUGUGCGCACCAAGCAGACAUUACAUACAUGACAAUCGCGGCAGCGCAGGCGUCGACAAUUGUGCCUGUAGCCACAGGAUGCCUCCCUUUUGGCUGCCGUCUUGCGGCUUGACUUCUUUUCUACAUGCUCUACUAUUAUCUCACUUUUUUUUAUUGUGUUUCUUUCCGGGUGGCUUUCUCUGGUUCUUUUAAUGAGUGCAUGCUUCUACCUUCCUGGCACUUGGGCAACAUGAUAGACAAGCGUUAGAGCGGUACAGGUUUGUGUGGCAUGGGUUUCUUUUUUUGCCUUUGUGUAUCUUCUAUGUCAUUGUCUCUGCUUUCAUCAUCGUCUUAUUUUUGUUUUUUUUUCCUCCCUAGGGUUUAGGCUUUCCUAUUCAUCAGUGGUGGGGAUACGGAUGCUCUCUAUUCUGUGAUCUGGGGGGAGUCUUAAUGACCUGCAACGAACCAGCAAAUGUGCACACAUACAUACAAGCAUAAUAUCUAA
This is a messenger RNA of Coccidioides posadasii C735 delta SOWgp, 1462 nucleotides long. RefSeq names its product GTP-binding protein (gene RHB1). The record is from RefSeq and is a predicted model, not a curated record. Gene Ontology annotation, biological process: small GTPase-mediated signal transduction. Gene Ontology annotation, molecular function: GTP binding; GDP binding; GTPase activity. Lineage: Eukaryota; Fungi; Ascomycota; Eurotiomycetes; Onygenales; Onygenaceae. Gene Ontology annotation, cellular component: plasma membrane.